Molecule: messenger RNA, 2140 nt
Organism: Tuber aestivum (summer truffle)
Lineage: Eukaryota; Fungi; Ascomycota; Pezizomycetes; Pezizales; Tuberaceae
Source: the annotation of a GenBank genome assembly
AUGUCCCACUUGGUAUACAAGAAACCCCUGCAAAGCCAGACCCACCGCGAAGACUACAAAGUCCUCCGGAAGGCAAAGGAUGCCGGCCUAAUCGAUCUGGAAUCCUACAAAUCUGCUAAGAAGGACCUUCUCGCCGACGCCGAAGACAGUUUCGCCACCGGUGGUGGAUUGGCUUCCUCCCGGAGCUCCCUCAAGCGGAUAGUAACAGAUGAGAGUACCUCCCCACCUGCUUCGAUUGCAACUUCCGCCUCCUCCUCCGAAUCCCCCACUAGAGAGAGGCCUAGAAAGGGGAGCAUAUUCGAGAGGAAUGAUCUGAGUCGGCUGGUUUACAAACCUGACCAGCGCUUCGAGGAGGAUCGCGAGGCGACAAAGAAGGAACGGAAGUUGCGGAAGGCCUUAGAAGCUGAGAGAGAAGCGAGGGUGGAAUCCUUCAGGCAUAUUUCUUCCGGAACUGAAGGUGCAUCUUCGAGCGUGGACCUUAGGGCCUCUAGGACUACUAGUGUUUCGAGUUCCUCGGGAAGCUCGAAUAGGUCUUCGGGACCAAAGCUUGGGAUAGGGUUUAGGUUUUUUGGGAGGAAGGCGCCACCGGUGGGCUCCCCGGUGGCCUUGGAAGCUCCAAGGCUAGAGGAAAAGGAGGAAGAUGAUUUGUACAAUAGGAGAAGAGCUGGUUCAUUGGGGACUAUUGCAUCGGAGAGGUCCGGCCUGAGCUCUGAAAGAAGACAUGCGGCGGGUCAGGCGACACACGAGGAUCAGGGUUACUUGAGGACUGUGGCGGAUUACAUCCUUGUCCCAAAGCCUUCCUCAACGAAGGCAAAAUCGCUGAAUAGUUCAAGGUCGGGAACAGUAUCCCGACGCCACUCAUUCGGAAGUCAGGGCGAACGCCCAAGUUUCUCUUCCGUGAGGCCCGACUCCUCUGCCAGCCGUCCAACUCGACGAGAUGGAGGCAUCAUUUUUGCGGAAGAUGGAAGAUUGCGUUUCCGGAGCGAAGGCAUUGAGCAGGAGGAGGAGGCUACCAGACGGCAGUUAUCCACGUCGCUACUCCAUCUGUUCACCCAAUUCCUGGUGACCUUCUCGAACACGUCUCGGCUCUUCACCUAUGCCAAGUACGGUACCGCCAGACGGGGGUCAAUUUCCGUCUGCUCUGCCUCCGCUAUCGAUUACGAUGCUGAGGACAGUGAGACGGAUGACUUUUCUGUAAACUCGGAUGAGUCAUUUGUUCAUUUGAGGGGUAUUCUGGAACGGAGGACUUGGUUCCUGAGCGCGAUGAAGUGGUUAUCCUUUGAGAGGGUAUUGUUUUCUCCGGGACAUCACUUGAUGGUGCUGAAUAGUGGGGGCACAAUACUUGACCUUGACGCUGGGGGAAUAGGUAACCUCCCCUCCCAUCUUCCAGCCCGCAACUCAUUUAAUUCGGUAUGGCUAACCCAUCAAAGCGAACUGGUCCUGGCACCUCUCCUUAACAUACCCAGCCUCCAAUAUCCAAACCCUCAUUCUCCCCACGAGCCCCCGACCCCCGCCAACAGCCAUCCACCCCCCAAACCUAGCUUUCAUAACGGCUCCAUCUCUAACCUCCCUUGCCACUAUCCCUUCCGCCAGCGUCGACGUAAUAGUAUCCCACUCCCUCCCGCGCAUCUUCUUGAGCACGGCCUCAAGCACUCCGCACGACCAGCAGAUAUCACAAAUCCUUCGCGAGCUCCACCGCAUAUUAAAGCCCAGUGGGUAUUUAGAACUUACCAUCGUCGACCCGCUAUUGAAUAACAUGGGUCCACUAACGACGGCUUAUAUCGCGAAUCGCGUCCUCCCCGCUCCUACUGCGCAGGGGGUGAUUAAGCCUUCGAGGGGAAUUUUGAAGGCGCUCAAGUCUAUGGGGCCGACAGAGAUGGGUUUGUGGGCUGAGGUCAAGACUUGUGAUAUGUGGAUGCCUACGACUAGUAUUGGAGAUGAACUUUCCACCGUGACGAGUCGAGUUGGGAGAUUUUUAUAUGAUGAGCUGUACGCCACCGGAGAGGCAGGGGUCCUGGCGACGGGGGUAGUGGAGGUCAAAGAAGGGGGAAUGUGGGCCGAUGCAGAAAUUGUGGAGGAGUGCGGCAGGGAGAAUACUGCGUUUAAAUGGGCUAAAUGUUAUGCCAGAAAAGCCUGCUGA